GGGGCCGUUUUAUCAACGUGUCGCAGGUAACGACAAAAAUUGGUCGCAGACGUUAUUCUGCGACUUUGUCUUACGACCGUUUUACUAAAGGUGUCGUAGGAUCGAUGUCGCUACAAUGUCGCAGUCUUUGUCGUAGACAAUAAAUCACGCGAGUCACAGUCUGUGUAUACAUUUCCGGUGACGUCAAAUUGUUGUCUAUCACAAAAUGUCAGACGAUAAGGUCACUAAAAAAUCGAAGUGGAGCGAAGGGGAGGUUAUUUUGUUGAUGGAGGAGGUUACCGGGAAUGAGAAAUUGGGGAAAAAGUUUAGCCCGGACAACACAGCAGUUGAUAGGACCAGGUUUUGGUCUGAAACUACUAAAAAAAUCAAUGCUGUUGGAGGAAAGGAGAGGAAUGUAAAGCAGGUAGAGAAGAAAUGGAGAGAUCUUAAGGUCAGUGGAUCUAGUCAAACAAAAUCAAGGGAAGUGAAGAGGCGGACAGAGGCCAAGAAGACAGGUGGGGGAGUAAGCGAAGCGCCAUGUCUGUCAUCUUUGGAAGAGAAGAUACUUGGUACUCUACCAUCUUGUUCUUUGGAUGGAAUUCCUGGUGGGAGAGAUUCGAGUCUUGAUUCCAGUAUGCAUGAUGACAGUAAUUCCGAGACAAAUUUGAAUGAGAUUUUACAGACAAGAUCAGGUCAGUUUUUAGGUAUACUGUAAAUCUAAAAUAUUGGCAUAUGUCUAUAAAUCUACAGAUAUUGAAAAUAAAUAAAUAAUGUCAGGAUUUAUUGCAAAUUCUAUACUGUUCUAAAACUUCCAAAACAAAUCUCAUAAUUAAAUUUAGUACAAAACAGUUCUACAGCUGACAGUACAUGUAAGCAGUAUUCUUAGGCAUAAAAAUAUUUUGUUUCCCAGAGUAUCCAGACCCUAAAUGAAUUUAUGACACUGGAGAUUUUGCUUUCAACUGUGUAAUUAUUUCCAAAAAAGUCAGAUAGUCAUGCACCUGAUAAAAAAGUCAAAUCUAACUUCCCUGUUUGUUUAGCAUGUAAACAGAAACAAAGGAUUUUUAGACCUUCAAAGUGGUUAUAUACAACAAGCAUUUAUAAUUGCAGACAGAUUAUAAAUUACUUUUAGCUCAUUUGUCAUAUCUUGACAAGGUGAGGUUUGUGAAAGCUAGAUGUUCGUCAUUCAUUGUGUGUCAACAAUUUGUAAAGAAAACCUUCUUAUUCUUCAGAACCUCUUGGCCGAUUUACACCAAACUGCAUAGGAAUGAUACUUGGAUGGUUCCUUUUCAAAAUUGCCUAACAAAUUUAAUUACAUACAACACUUUAGUUGCCAUGGCAACCAGAAGGAAAUCUUCUAAAAUCUUUUCAAAAGCUGUAAGCUGGAUUUCAAAAACAUUUUGUAGAAAUAAUUUCUGAAUGACCCUCUACCAAACUUGCUAAAGCCAUUCUGUCUCAGUGGAAAAAAAAAGCUGGCUAAACCUAUAUAGUACAUUUCAAAAAUUUUCUCCAAAUCCACUGGGCCGAUUUACACUAAACUUCACGGAAAUGAUCCUUGGUUGCCCCCUAUCAAAAUUGCCAGAAUAAUUGAUGGAAAAACUUUAAACACUGUUCUCGUCCAAAACCACAAUAGCUAAGUGAUUUGAUAUUUGGUUUGUUGUAUCAUCUAAUGGUCAUCUACCAAGCUAGUUCAAGUUAUCACCCUAGGGUCAAAUAUGCUCCAGUCCUUGGGGGUUAUAUGGUUUAAAUGGACUUAUAUACACUUGGAAAAUCGUAUUGUCCAAAACCACAGGGCUUAGGGGUUUGAUCUUUUUUAUGUAACAUCAUCCAGUGGUCCUCUACUGAGAUUUUUCAGAUUAUCCCCAAGGGUUAGAUAAUGGCCCACCCCAGCGGUCAAAUAGUUUAUUAUAGACUUAUACAGGGAAAAAAUUUUAAGAUGUUCCUGGCCAAAACCAUAGGUCAUUGGGCUUUGAUAUUUGGUAUGUAGCACCAUCAAAUAGUCCUCUACCAAGUAUGUUCAAAGUAUCACCUAGGGUCUCAAGGGGUCAUAUGGUUAAUAUAGACUUAUCAUAGGGGAAAACUUGGAACAUCUUGUCCAAAACCACAGGGUAUUGAGCUUUGAUAAUUGGUAUGUAGCAUCAACUAUUGGUCCUUUACCAAGUUUUUUUUCAGUUUAUCCCCCUAGGGUUAAAUAUUGCCAGGUUGGGUACCAUGGUUUAAUUAGAGUUGUUUAGAAAAAAAAUUUCUUGUCUGAAACCACAAGACUUAGGCCUUAGAUGUUUUGUAUGUAGCAUUGCCUAGUGGUCCUCUACACUGAAAUUAUACAAUUAUGCCCCUUAGUUGAAAAGAGGCACCAACCAGGGUAACUCAAGUUUUACAUAGACU
This is a messenger RNA of Mercenaria mercenaria, 2361 nucleotides long. RefSeq names its product nuclear apoptosis-inducing factor 1-like. Gene Ontology annotation, cellular component: nucleus. NCBI's taxonomy places the organism in Eukaryota, Metazoa, Mollusca, Bivalvia, Venerida, Veneridae. The transcript is spliced from 5 exons. Bases 206 to 694 code for a protein of 162 amino acids. The record is from RefSeq and is a predicted model, not a curated record.